AUGGCCAAGUCAACACUCGAAACGCUGCCUCCGGAGAUUCUCCACCAAAUUUUCAAACUCGUCGUCGCACAAAAAGACGAGUUCACUACCAGUCUCUGCUGUACGAGCAAGCGCAUCCGCGAGUUCUCGAGCGCCGCGCUGUAUGAGACCCUCACUCCUCAUGAACACUCGAAGCCGGAUGAGCUCAGUCUUCACCGCGUUCUUGACCUCUUUGAUGCGUUCGCCCUCAACCCACGCCUCGGUGAGCUCGUACAAGAGAUCGACCUCAUGCACCUACACACGGAUACGGACAUGGACGAUGUCAAUCUACAAUGGUUCGAAGCCUUGUAUACCAUGUGGAGAAGUGAAAAAAUGGAGGCCCUCCCCGACCUGAACCUGCCCGCGGCUCACCUGCUUCACCCAAUCCAAUACAUGGUAUGGCUAUCGGAACUGCUCAUCACGAAAAUGCCCAACCUGCAUACCCUCGCGAUCAAAUCUCAAGCGGGGCAAGAGCAGGGUGACGGGAAGUGGUGUCAGCGGCGUGAGUUUUUCCACAUGGAGACGGUAGACAUCGUUGCCAGAGCCGCUGGGGGGCGAGUACUGUUUCCGCACCUGAAGAACGUGUGUACCAACAUGUCCGGCUGUUUGAAACCACUCAGUAACGUCGCGCCGAAUAUAGAGUCCCUGAAAAUGGGCGAAUUUCUCUGGCACGAGGAAUCACCGGCCGACGUUCCCGACUUCAAGUUACCCCGUCUCAAGUUUCUCGAGAUAGGGGAUAACUCUGUUGUCACAAUGCGGGUGCUUCCCGAGCUGGUUAGAAGACUGCCCAGCCUACAAAAACUUCACUAUGAGUAUACAGACAGCGGGUUAUACUGUUUCGGGGGAGGUCCAGACGACGAUUGCCCCACCCCUCAAGGCAUCGUCAAUCUAUUGAAGCCCAUCGCAGAGCAGUUGAAGGAGCUCAAGCUGAGCCAUUUCGACCGAUGGAUCGUCAGGCUUUGUCAUGAGACCAAGGUCAGCAGAUACGCCCAGAAGUUCCUCGAACCCGCUGGCAUCCUGGAGCCUCUGGAGUUCCUUAGCGUCCUCGAGCGUCUGGAUGUUGACUCCGACUGUCUUUGGGUACAGCGACACCCGUAUGUCAGAAGGUCUAACUACGAGAAGGUCAUGCAUCUCAUCAAGUUGCUCCCCCAGCGACUGCAGCACCUUCAGUUCGACGGGCUCAACGACGAUGAUGCAGAUGGCGACGACCCGGACCCCAGGAUACACUUUGUCAGAGAAGUUGCAAUCGAUGACGACGACGAAAGCAUGGUAAUCACUGAAGAACAGUGGGACAGCGUAGAGUAUCCGCACGUGAGAAGCAACUGGCCCCGCGGCAGUUAUGUUCAUGAGCACGCUCAUGAUGGGCUCUUGCUGCUCCCGCGUCACUUACGACAACGCUGCCCCGACCUGCAGUCGGUGACAUAUCGCUUCCUGCCGAAAAGCCCCGGGCUUGGCCCGGAGCAACUGCAGACUCUCACGCAAGCAUUUGCCGAGGUGGGAAUCGCGUUUCACCCUUCUGGGCGCGAAGAGUACGAGAUAGAAAAGCGAUAUCCUCGGGGUUCUCGCUGGCAGUUGGACGGCCCGGAAGUAGAGUGGUUCUGA
Molecule: messenger RNA, 1620 nt
Organism: Colletotrichum aenigma
Lineage: Eukaryota; Fungi; Ascomycota; Sordariomycetes; Glomerellales; Glomerellaceae
Exons: 1
Coding region: 1-1620 (539 amino acids)
Source: RefSeq, a predicted model, not a curated record